GAUCUUGAAACCCGGGUCCCCUUGACGUGCAACCACGACCCCAUGAGGAACGGGCUUCGAACCUUGAGGGACGGGAUCGUGGACUACGGUCCUGUGGAGCAGCUACAAAAGCAGUGGGAGGCGGACCAAGACUCUGGCAGGUAUGAAACGCUGAGGAAUCUGUACGGCUCCGCCCUGCCUGCGAGGAUGCACAUCGAGAAGCAGCUGUUGGAAAGGAAUCAACGCUUGCCCCCGCUUGCAAGCUCCAACAUUGCGUCUGAGGCUUAUUUUGGCAAGCUUGAAGAGUUCACCAUCGAGUCAUUCAUGGGGCUUCCCGAUCAAUCGGUGGUCACUCCGACUGACACACACUCACAGAUGGAGGCAGCUCUUGGCAUGGGCACGAAGCCCUGCACGCGAGGGAUUCAAUAG
Messenger RNA from Ostreobium quekettii, 408 nucleotides. Lineage: Eukaryota; Viridiplantae; Chlorophyta; Ulvophyceae; Bryopsidales; Ostreobiaceae. The record is from the annotation of a GenBank genome assembly.